AUGAUGGCGUCCUCCGCGGAGGAGGAUGACCAUCAUGCGGAUGACCCUCAAAAAACAGACCUCUGGCAGCAAACGCUUCAGACCGUUCGAAUGGUUGAUUCUGUUUAUGAUAUGCGCGAAUUGCAUCGCGCUUGCCGUUUACCAGCCUUAUCCCGCUCAGGAUUCCGAUAUCAAAAAUACUAUCCUGGUGGGUUUCAAUUCAUGUUACCAUACUGA
This is a messenger RNA of Anisakis simplex (herring worm), 216 nucleotides long. NCBI's taxonomy places the organism in Eukaryota, Metazoa, Nematoda, Chromadorea, Rhabditida, Anisakidae. The record is from the annotation of a GenBank genome assembly.